This is a messenger RNA of Glarea lozoyensis ATCC 20868, 1362 nucleotides long. Its product is annotated as Pectin lyase-like protein. The record is from RefSeq and is a predicted model, not a curated record. The transcript has 5 exons. Lineage: Eukaryota; Fungi; Ascomycota; Leotiomycetes; Helotiales; Helotiaceae. Bases 1 to 1362 code for a protein of 453 amino acids. Gene Ontology annotation, biological process: carbohydrate metabolic process. Gene Ontology annotation, molecular function: polygalacturonase activity.
AUGUUACUUCGUCUCUCCACCAUCUGCGUGUUGCUCUCGGCCACAUUGUCGAUUGCUCAUCCUUCCUCAGAGAAUGUCCAAUUGGUAGGGAGAUCGUAUCCUGAAUAUCCGUCAAAACGACCAUCUGUGUCGUGCCACCCAAAAUCGCCGGGAAAACACCAUCCGACUUCUCCAAGCCGUUCGAAGAUUUGUUAUAUUAAAUCUCACAAUGACGGGAAGACAGACGAUUCGUCAUAUGUUUUGAGCGCGCUUCGGUCGUGUAACAAUGGUGGUCAUGUAGUGUUCAAAAAGGGGGUCAAUUACCUGAUUGGGAAAGCUUUGGACCUAACUUUCUUGAACCACAUCGAUAUUGAUAUUCAAAGUAAAAUUCUUUUCACCAAUGACACCACCUAUUGGCAAGCCAAUUCAUUCCGAUUUGGUUUCCAGAACGUCACUUCAUUCUUCAAACUUGGAGGUAACGAUGUUAAUAUCUACGGUGGUGGUACCGUUGAUGGAAACGGACAGGCUUGGUACGACCUUUAUGCAAAGGAUAUUUACACUUUGAGGCCUGUUCUUUUCGGAAUUGACGGUCUCAAGAACUCAAUCAUUAGUGAUUUGGUUCUCCGAUACUCACCACAAUACUACUUCUUCAUGGCCAACUCCACGAAUGUCAUUUAUGAUAACAUCGAUAUUGCUGGUGGUAGCACGAGCGUUAACAUCGCCAAGAACACGGACGGUUGGGAUACUUACCGCAGCUCAGGCGUCGUGAUACAGAACUCGCAUGUCGUCAACGGAGAUGAUUGCGUGUCGUUCAAGCCAAAUAGUACCGAUAUGGUCGUACAGAAUAUGUUCUGUGACGGGUCGCACGGCAUUAGCGUUGGAUCAUUGGGGCAGUAUCCCGGAGAAUUUGACAUCGUGGAGAAUGUCUAUGUUUACAAUAUCUCCAUGAACAAUGCUAGCGACGGAGCACGUAUCAAGGUCUGGCCCAAUGCUCCAAGCGCCCUUUCAGGCGACUUGCAAGGUGGCGGUGGCUCUGGUAGAGUAAGAAAUAUCACUUACGAUACUUGGUACAUCAACAAUGUCGACUACGCUAUCGAACUUUACCAGUGCUACGGACAAAAGAACCUCACCCUCUGCUUGGAAUACCCAUCUCGUCUGACCAUCAGCGACGUGGUGUUCAAGAACUUCAAGGGCACGACGAGUUCCAAAUAUGCUCCAGCAAUUGCUGCUUUUGCAUGUUCAAGCGAAUCAGUUUGCAGCGGGAUAAGCGCCACGAACAUUGAUGUUAAGAACCCAACUGGAACGAAGGAUGCAUACUGUCUAAAUGUCAAUAACUCGACUCUCGAUGUAACAUGCGGAGCUCCGCUCAAGGGCUUCAAUUGA